Messenger RNA from Vicugna pacos (alpaca), 2782 nucleotides. NCBI's taxonomy places the organism in Eukaryota, Metazoa, Chordata, Mammalia, Artiodactyla, Camelidae. The record is from RefSeq and is a predicted model, not a curated record.
GCUGGAGUUGGGACAGGAGUGGGUGGGUACGAGAAAUAAAAGCUUUUCCCGGGAUUAUAUUCUCGGGUAGCUGCUGGGCCUUGAAGGGUGAGAUCUGAAACCUGGGACUAGAAUUGUAGCUUUCUAAGCCUCAGUUUUUAAUUCGAAAAAUAGGGAUGGUGAUUGCCGCCAUCCCUAGGAGCUUGUUAGGAAGGUCAAGUGAGAGCCUGUUUGCCACAGUGCUUUGAAAAGGAAAUAGUGACAGAAGUAUAAAUAGCCAAUAUAAACAAAGGGAAAUCUUCAGGUUCACUCAUAAUCAAUAAGUUAUAAUGACAAUUUUUUACAAUUACAAUUUUAUAAUUAUUUACAAUAAUUUUACAAAUAAAGAUACCUGGCUAUCACUUUUCAUUUAUUAGAUUAGCAAGGAUUGGACAAAAUGGUAGAUAAGUGCUUUGACAGAAAUCUUGCUCAGUCUACUAAGAAUAAUGACAAUAACAACAAUAAAGCUACCUGUCUUCUGGGCUUUAUUAUAUUCCAGAUACUCUUCUUAGAGCUUCAUAUUUAUUACUUAUUUAUUUCUCAUAGUAAAUAUGCAUAUAAUGUACGUCUAUAAUAAUAUUAUUGUUCCCAUUUUGCAAAUAAGGGAACAGAGGCACAGAGACGUUAAGUAACUUGUCCAAGGUCACACAGCUAGUAAGUGCCCCAGCCAGUAUUUCAGCCAGGAUUUAGGAUAGGACAAUGGCCUGUCCAAAGGAAAAUAUGUUCAAGGCUGCUCCUUUUGUACGUCUAAGGACUGGGCAAGAAUUGAAACAAAAGAUGGAUUCUAAGCAACAGUGAAAGUGUAGCCCGGAUGAACACUCAAACAUUUUCAGUCAAAGUAGCCCUUCCUGAUGCUCCUGCCUGAUGCCUGCCUGAUCUCCCUGAAUGGGCGGAGGGAUGGUCCCAGCUUGGAGACGCCAGCUCAGCCAGUGACGGACAAAGGGCCCCCAGCUCCAAAGGUGGUGAAGAUGGCAAGUUCCUCUCGCUCCUGGCUCUCCAGAUGCCUCAUCACACUCGUCUUCCUCCAACUGCCUUUGCACGUGUUGGGGGAUGCCGGCCAGUCCCACGUGGCCCCGCUAGGGGGCACAGCCGAGCUGCUCUGCCCUCUCCCGCUCUGGCCCGUUACCAUACCGUCCGGUGUGAGGUGGCUGCGGACCCCGGGGCUGGGGCUCUCCCAGCUUGUUCACGUAUUCCGGGAAGGGAAGGACCUGGAGGAAGGCGUGAUGCCGGAGUAUAAGGGGAGGACGGCGUUGGUGAGAGACGCCCGAGAGGGAAGUGUCACUCUGAGGAUCCACCAUGUCCGGCUGGAGGAUCGGGGGCGGUACCGAUGUCAGGUCCAGAUCGGAAACCUGAGUCGAGAGGGCGCCGUGACGCUGCAGGUUGCAGUUCUAGGCUCCGACCCUUACAUCCACGUGCAAAGCUACGACGCUGGAUGGAUCCAGCUGGUGUGCAGGUCGGCGGGAUGGUUCCCAAAGCCUUGGGUCCAGUGGAGAGACCCUCAGGGCAGGGUGUUUCCAUCCCUGUUGGAGACCCAUUCCCUGGACGAAGCUGGCCUCUUCCGAGCAGCGGUGUCCAACAGAGUCAGGGACAGCAUUCUGGGGAAUGUGUCCUGCACCAUCCGCAAUGGGGUCCUCGGCCAAGAGAAGACCACAGCCAUGGUCAUAGCAGCCCCAUCUCCAGCAAGGUUCUCCUCGUCAGAAGUGGCUCUUGCUGUGAUCCUGCCUGUCCUGGGGCUUCUCAUCAUUGUGGGCGUUAACUUCAUCUGGAAGCAAAGAAAAUCAAAAGAGGAACUUCUCUAUGAACAGGUGAUGGAGGUAGAAAAUCUUCUCUCAGCCCAUGCAAAAGAAAAAGGAAGGCUCCGAAAAGCCCUCAAGAAACUCCGGAGUGAUCUGAAGUUGAAAAGAGCAGCAGCAAACUCAGGCUGGAGAAGGGCUCGGCUGCACUUUGUGGCGGUGACCCUGGACCCAGACACAGCGCAUCCCAAACUCAUCCUCUCUGAGGACCGGAGAUGUGUGAAGCUUGGAGACACAAGGAAGCCCUUGCCGGACAACCCCCAGAGAUUUGACUUCAUCGUUAGUGUCCUGGGCUCUGAGUACUUCACGGCCGGCUGUCACUACUGGGAGGUGUAUGUGACAGACAAGACCAAGUGGGCCCUCGGGGUGUGUAGUGAGUCUGUGAGCAGGAAGGGGAAGGUCACCGCCUCACCCGCCAACGGACACUGGCUCGUGCGACAGAAUUGUGGGAAUGAGUACGAGGCCCUCACAUCCCCGCAGACCUCCUUCCGCCUGAAAGAGCCCCCGCAGUGCGUGGGGAUUUUCCUGGACUAUGAAGCAGGAGUCAUUUCCUUCUACAACGUGACGGACCAAUCCCACAUGUUUACUUUCACCCACAGUUUCUCUGGUCCCCUUCGCCCUUUCUUUGAACCUUGCCUUCAUGAUGGAGGGAAAAACACAGCACCUCUAAUCAUCUGUUCUGAACUCCAGAAACUGGAGGGAUCAACUGUGCCCAAGCCAGAAGACAAAGGCCAUGCUAAUAGAGAUGUUGCCCUGAAGGUGGACCCUUCCCUGCUCCCUGCUCAGACACCGGAGCUCUUCCCACUCAGAGACAGGAUCCUGUCCUGGCCCUCUGACCUUGGCCCAGCCCUUCAAGGACUUAGGGUUCCUUCUUUUUAGGGACGGACCUCAUUACCAGCCCAGUGCCCUGGAUUUCAGUCUCCUGGCCCAGCACCUGCUUCUGGAACAUCUCUCUUUUCCUCCAGUCCAGA